This is a messenger RNA of Portunus trituberculatus (swimming crab), 2360 nucleotides long. Its product is annotated as coiled-coil domain-containing protein 174-like. Gene Ontology annotation, cellular component: nucleus. The record is from RefSeq and is a predicted model, not a curated record. The coding region runs from base 726 to 2120 and encodes 464 amino acids. Lineage: Eukaryota; Metazoa; Arthropoda; Malacostraca; Decapoda; Portunidae. The transcript has 9 exons.
GUACCGGUACGUACCGGUACUGAAAUUAGCGGUACUUGCCCACCACUACUAACUGCCAACUGUGAACUGACUGAGUAAGCCUACUCGGCGUGUACUCGUACAGGUCUCUCUUUCCUUCACCCAAGCCCGUGUGUUGGACUGUUGGCACUGUUAGGCUUGUUCUUAGGAAUUUGACCAUUCCAUUAAUGUCUGGGUGGUUGUGCGGCAUGCACCGCCUACUUCCUCAACAAAAUACCGAAAAAAAAUCUUUACUCUUUAGUUUGAAGGCCUGUAUUACAUUUUCAACGCAUAAAUUGAACAUGUAAUUGAAUUAUGAAAACCGAGUAAACCGAGUACUACUCGCACCAAAACUGCCAUCCUUAUUGUUUACUCGUAGUAAAGACUCAAGAGUCAGAGAGGGCUUGUGAUUCGGUCUCAGUCAUUUUGUCUGAUUAAAUACCCACAAGGUGCAUUAGAUUACUGCAAUCCCAACAAUGACACCUAUACUACAAGUGCCCUAAAGUUGUGACGGCCUACAAGUUCACGACCGAAAACAAUACUAUGGAAUACAAGGCUAUUACAAGCAGGAUUACGGUCACCCAGCAGAGGACCACCCCAGGACAGGGAGCAUCACGCCUCACGUCACCCCGCAGCUCACCACCACACACUAAGGAGUCUUACAUGAUCCUGGCCACACUCGCUCUCACCUCCAGUGGCAGCUGUCCCUGAGCCCCUGAGUCCUAGCCAUGGAGUCCGGGCUGGUUGGGCUGCGAGCAGAGCUACAAAAGAAGCGUGCAGAGGCAAGCAAAUUUGGGACAGGCCAACGAGGAGCAGCAGGUCGGGAAAAGGAAGCAGCCCGACCCAAGGCAUCCUCAGCCAGCAAUCCUGGAGUCGCCAGCCGAGCAGCAAGGGAUGAAGAGCAGCACCAGGCAGAACAGAGGAAUGAGGAGAAGUCCAGGAAUGCACUGGAGAGAAAAGCAGCCAUGUAUGACAAGAUUCAGCAAGGCAUUGAAGUGUUGGAGAAUGACAACCUCAACCAAAGAUUCUUGGUUAACUUCCAGAAAAAAAUUAUAGAUGAUGUGAUGACAAGAAAUAAGACAAGGGAGGACAAAGAGAAGACAAGGAAGCAGAAACAGCAGAGUGAAGAAGUGCAUCAUGAGGAGAGUAAUGCUGAUGAUGACAAUGAAUGGGUGGAGUACACAGAUGCAUUUGGCCGCACAAGGGAGUGCCGGAGAGCUGAGUUAUCAGAAAAGUUAGAGCAGGACAAACAGCUAUCCCAGGACCUGAACCCUUCAGAGACAGAAGAAAAGACAGUGUUGGAUCCUCUCGAAGUGGAGGACCUUCAUCGAGAAGCACUGCACCAGAAGUGGCAAGCUGAGGAAGAAGCCAAUGCCACCAAGAAGGACCUCCACUACCAGGAUAUUUUGUAUGAUGAGGCCAGGACCCACGGCCCCGGCUUCCUUAAGUUCUCUCGCAAUGAAAAGGAGCGCAAAGCCCAGAUGGAGUUACUACGAGACCUGCAGACUGAGGCACAGCGAGCUACAGCCACCACUGCUGCUGCUGCCAAUAAGAGGCAGAAGGCCAUGAAGACACGGUUAGAGAAAGUGAGGCAGAGGAAGAGGCUUAAAAUGGGAUUGCCCAUGAAAGAUGAUGACAAACUGAAGACCCCACCUGGGUCUGAGGAAGAGGAGGAGCAGAUAGUGGGUCCAGCUCCUCUCCCACCCUCCCCUCCACCCAGAAAGAAAGUGGGUGGAGUGAGGGAGUGGGACCUGGGCAAGGAGGGAGUCACCUCCACCUUGACUCAGGAGGAAUGGGUCCUACGCCAGAGGUCUCAGCGCUCCCAGGAAUUUGCGCCUCCCUCCAGCUACCAUCCCAAGGAAGGCAGGAGCCAGGCAACAGUGUCCUCUUCUUACCAGCACCAAGCCACUGGGGACCAGCUGAGGAGAGACUCCCACUCUCCACCACCAGAUCCAAAAGAACCAUUGAGGGAGGAACGUCGGCCAGAGUUUGCUCCGCCAGCCACUCAUGAAUACUAUGGUCCCAUGACAAGCAGGAGAACACAUCAUAAGACUGCUGCCCCUGACAUAGAGGCAGCCAUUAGUAAAGGACUCAGUCACUUACGGAAAAUGAAUAACUAUUGAUGUUUCUGUGCCAUAAAUCCUUACUGAUAUACAGAGAAUAAGGUUCUGUCAGGAAAUGGCCUGUGGACAACAUUGUUAAGGGAGGCUGCUCAGUCUAUACAGUGUAACAGGCUUCACUCAUCACAGACAUAUUUAAGGCAGUGCUGUGCUGAUCAAAGUUGUGACUAGUGAAGAUUUGACUGCUACUUUAGGGUUUUUCCUAUGUAUGUAUUGACCAUAAAAAUAAAUAUGGAACAUUUU